Nothobranchius furzeri (turquoise killifish) is the source of this 3957-nucleotide messenger RNA. RefSeq names its product KIAA0319-like ortholog. Gene Ontology annotation, biological process: neuron migration. The record is from RefSeq and is a predicted model, not a curated record. NCBI's taxonomy places the organism in Eukaryota, Metazoa, Chordata, Actinopteri, Cyprinodontiformes, Nothobranchiidae. Gene Ontology annotation, cellular component: cytoplasmic vesicle; membrane; Golgi apparatus.
CUCCGGUCUUAACCACAACGCUCAGGCAUUUAUCAGCUGUCCUCCGGGAACAACACUGACCUAUUUCACUAAAAAGAGGAGACGCCGACCAGGCCUGGGCCCGUGACCUCUCCGGGGUGAGUCUUCCGAGCGCGUGGGUGACCCAGAGAUGUCGUCAGCUGUUCUGACGGAGCGUCACCGCGGAUAAUCCUGGAUUAAACAGCAUCUCGUCGGAGCGUCCAGAGACGGCCAUGUUGGAUUGUGUCAGCAGAGUCCUGGUGUUGACUCGUCUUCACCCCUCGCCACACAGAACCUCGCUGCCAACUUAACUCCGCCCAUUCAUCUUACCUUUCCUCACCUGGACAGCAGAUCCCGAGUCCUGGUAGAAAAUGUCCAUUGCACAAGAUAAGCUGCUUACCUGGAGGCUACCUCACCUGCUCUUCCUACCACUGAUUUACCUCUGGCUCUUGGCUCCGCCCACAGGUGUGUCCGCUGGUCUGUGCCGGGUCACCGGCGGGGUUCUGGGGAUCCACUGGAGCAGCACCGUGGGUCUGGGCUGGUACCCGCUGGCAUCUGGCCGAGGUGGUGCCACGUGCUGGGAGUCAUGCUGCCUGGAGGCGAGCUGCGGAGCUGUGUGGAGCCUCGGGGGACACUGUGUGCUCCUCACUUGUUCCAGGAAGGAGGGCUGCUCCAUCUCCUCCCUCCCGCAACCUCACGAGGAGUCACUGGGCCUCCUGCAGCUGCUGUCCAAGGGUCCCGUCAGGAUGAAGCGCAGAAGACCUCGCUGGGCGUCGCACACAGGAAGCCUCAGCUCCACGGAACUGCUUCCCACUACUCCCAGUACCAUCAGUCUGCUCCAGGCAACCCAGGAGGACGUCGACCCGUCAGCAAACACCAGUUUAGAUGAAGCUCCUGAUCUGUCACACCAGAACUCCACAAUUGAUGGAACCAUCAAUCAAUUUUCCAACAUCAGUGAUGUCAUCACUCCCACAACCAUCAUCACGUCUCCGACCCAGACUUCAGUUCGGGAGCUGGUGGUGUCGGCAGGGGAGAGUGUGGAGGUGACGCUGCCCCAUAAUGAGGUGGAGCUCAUCGCCUACGUGGUCCCUCCACCCCCUACAGGGUCCAACUACGCCUUCGACUGGCAGCUUCUGACUCAUCCCAGAGAUUACGGUGGUGAAAUGGAGGGCAAGAAGAGCAAGACUCUGAAACUCAGCAAGCUGACAGUGGGCCUGUACGAGUUCGGGGUGAUGGUGGAUGGGGAGGGGGCGCACGGGGAGGGCUACGUCAACGUCACGGUCAGACCAGAACCGCGAGUAAACAAACCCCCGGUUGCCGUGGUUUCCCCAAAGUUCCAGGAGAUCUCCUUGCCGACGAGCUCUACAGUGAUUGAUGGCAGCCAGAGCACCGAUGAUGAUAAGGUGGUGGCGUGGCACUGGGAGGAGGUGAAGGGUCCUCUGAGAGAGGAGAAGGUCUCCGCUGACACCCCCAUCCUCACCCUCACCAGCCUGGUGCCCGGAAACUACACCUUCAGCUUGACGGUAACGGACUCCGACGGAGCCACCAACUGGACUCAGGCCACCCUCUCGGUUAACAAAGCCAAGGACUACCGGCCGGUGGCCAACGCCGGUGCUAACCAGGUGAUCCAGCUGCCGAGGAACUCCAUCACUCUGAAUGGAAACCAGAGCACGGACGACCACGACGACCUGUCCUACGAGUGGUCUCUGAGCUCCCAGAGUAAGGACAAAGUAGUGGAGAUGCAGGGCGUUCGGACUCCGAUGCUGCAGCUGUCGGCCAUGCAGGAGGGGGACUACACCUUCCAGCUGACCGUCACCGACUCGGCAGGACAGCAGGACACGUCCAAGGUCACGGUCUUCGUCCAGCCAGAGAACAACAAGCCACCGGUGGCAGACGCGGGGCCGGAGAAGGAGCUGACGCUCCCUGUGGACAGAACCACGCUGGACGGCACCAAGAGCUCCGAUGACCAGAAGAUCUCCUCCUUCCACUGGAGACAGAGCAGUGGUCCAGAUGGAGUGAAGAUAGAGAAUGCAGACAGUGCUGUUGCCACGGUAACGGGUCUGGAGGUGGGGUCCUAUGAGUUCAUGCUGACUGUAGCUGAUGAGAGGAACCUGGAGAGCAGCGACACCGUCAGGGUGCUCGUCAGAGAAGAAAUGGACCAACCUCCAGUAGCCCAGGUUCUGUCCAGCCCACCUGUAUCUCUGCCCAUCAGGACAGCGGUUCUGGAUGGGUCCAGGUCCACGGAUGAUAAAGUUGGUCUGAACUUCCUGUGGACCAGAGACGACAGCAGUCCUGCAGCGGGGGAAGUUCUGAACAACUCUGACCGCCAACCGGUUCUGUUCCUGGGGAACCUGGUGGAGGGAAAGUACCGCUUCACCCUGACGGUGACGGAUAGCAAAGGACAGAGCAGCUCAGAGAAAGGCUCUGUGGAGGUCAGACCAGAUGUGUGGGAGCGAGACCUGGUGGAGCUGCUGCUGGAGGUGAGCGUGUCUCGGGUGUCCCAGCGCCAGCGCGACAUGCUGCUUCGUCAGGUCGGGGUCCUACUGGAGGUGCUUGAUAGUGACAUCAUCGUCAGGGAGAUCAGCGCAUUUAGUGAGCACAGCACCCGUCUGGUCUUCCUGGUCUCCGGUGGUCCAGGUAAGCCUCCUCUGUCUGGCCGAAGCGUCGCGUUGAGACUUCGUAACAAACUACGCAAACAGAAGAAUGACUUCCUGAUCUUCAGAGCUCAGCGUGUCGACACGGUUGUCUGCCAGCUGAACUGCUCCGGUCACGGCGAGUGUGACUCGUUCACUCGGAGGUGUGUGUGUCAGCCCUUCUGGAUGGAGAACUUCAUCAGGGCUCAGCUCGGAGACGCGGAGGCCAACUGUGAGUGGAGUGUGCUGUACGUGACCAUUGCCUCCUUCAUGAUGGUGGUUUCCGUGGCAACACUUGUCUGGACAUUAGUGUGCUGCUGCACCAGGCGGAAAAGCAAAGUCCGACGAAGCAAAAGUCGAUACAAGAUCCUGGAAGCUGAGGAGCAGGAUAGUCUGGAGCUGCAGCCUCCGAGAACCACUCGUCUCAAGCCGGUUCCGGUCUCCGCGUCCUCGGCUCUGAUGCAUUCCGAUUCGGACCUGGACAGCGAUGAGGGACAGGAGCGGGGACAUCUGCUGCGGCUCCAGAACGGGUCCCUGAGGAAUGGCCAGGGGCCUUCACGGGCCGUGAAGCAGAGAGAGGAGCUGCUAUAGCGGUGGCCGGUUCUGUUGGUCCAGUCUGGACUCUGGGCCAGAACCAAGCGCAUGAAGCUUGAUGGUGGCUAACACUGGUUACAGACUCAGACAUUUACUUCCUGUUAUAAGCUAGCAGCGUGUGCGUGCCUGUAAACGGGUAGGAAGUGCUUUUAUUGUGAAGGUCCAGCGAACAGUGUUGAAGAUGAAGAUGUGCUGCACUUUAGGAGCAGAACCACUGAGAAGCUGUUGCUCUGAUCCGAUUGUUUCUGCUGCUGGUUUAAAAUCAGCCAAAAAGAAGAGUCUGGUUCUGCCGAGUCGGACCAGAACCACCUGCUGUUCUGCUCCACGGCGGAUGGAGUCCUGCAUCUCCAAAGAAACGGAUUAUCGAAGUAAAAUUAGCUGUGACUAGUCUUCCUGUGUGCGUGUGCACGUGUGUUUAUUAUCGGGCCCUUUUUAAACGUACACACCUCCUAACCUGGCAUCAUCUGGGCCUGUGGGUCCUGCUCGGAGAACCGGACCUCAGAACAUGUUUGACUGAUUGCUGCAUGCAGAACCUUCCACCUGCCUUUGUCACGUUGCUGAACGUCAUCUGAUGAUUCCUCCUCACCCCAACCCGGUCAGAAGCCCUCUGGAACAACGACCACAGGAGAUGAACGUGGUUCUGGUUCUGGUUUCAUGGGUCAGAAUCCAGAUGAAUGAUCUGACUUUAAAUUAGUUCAUCUCAAUAAAAUAUUUUGUUUAUGAAAGUAGAAAA